UUCAUUCCGAAUCAAGAAGAAACACAUGAAUUGUCCAGUUCCGUGAGCAGUUCAAUGACCCGAUGAGGAGUUUCUCAUCAAGUUAUCCCGAAAGCAGAGUGGGGAGAAAUGAGAAUCAGAAAGAUGAUGGGCGGCCCAACGUCGACGGCGCCAUGGAAGCAGCUUCUUCUCGACGCGUUGCACUCCAACUCCAGCCUCAAGCACUCCUCCUUCUUCCAGCUCGCGACUGUGGGAUCCAAUGGAAGACCCUCCAACCGAACCGUCGUCUUCCGGGGGUUUCAAGAGAGCACUGACAAGAUCCAAAUUCAUACCGAUUCCCGCAGUCGCAAGAUUGAAGAGCUCAAGCACAAUCCGCUAGCUGAGAUAUGUUGGUACUUUACCGACUCUUGGGAGCAAUUUCGGAUCAGUGGAAUAGUCGAAAUGAUUGAUCAUUCAAAUCCUGAUAGCCUGAAGCUUCAGCAACGAGAGAAAGCUUGGCAUGCUUGUUCUGUGAAAUCCAGGCUACAGUACUUGGGACCUACUCCUGGCCUCCCCUACAUAGGCGAACAUUUUACGGAUGAAAAUUCUUUAGAUUCUUCGACCGGCCCUGUCGACUCUUUUUGUCUGCUGAUCAUGGAUCCAGAUCAGGUUGAUUAUUUGAAUUUGAAGAGUAACCAGAGGAUGACUUUUACAUCAACAAAAAGUGAUUCUGAAGAGAAAUGUUGGGCUUUGGAGAGGAUCAAUCUAUGAUUUUCUGAUAUUAUCUGAUCUUCACAAUCUACACAGAUAAAAUGGCAAAUUCAGAGCAUUUCCAGUGGUUUUUUUUAAUACCAACAUUUCCAGUUAGUGUAAUAUGCAUAUAAUAUCUCAAUCUUUCAGCAGCAUGCUUAAAAAGCAAGCCUUUUCAACUGGGAUUCAUAAGUCAGGUCUGAAAUUUUCUUUGGUGUAUCCAGCGAAGCAAGCAGAUAUGUAUGCGUACUUUAGCAUGCCUAAAGACUGAAGAAAUUUGAGGCGUAAUUGGCCAUUGUUCAGUUGCUCUGAUGUCUCAAGGAACAUUGUGCUAUCCUCCAUAUGGCAUGUUGCCAUGGGUAAAGGUAUUUUCCUUGGUCGAGAGAAUACAAGAGAGUCACAGGCAUUUGUGCUCGAUGAAUUGUAACUAUUUUCAUGUCCGAAGACCUACGUGCACCAUUCUUGAUCAAGAAGUGUGCUCAUUCUAUUAAAGGACCUAAAAAGUCUACAUUGCUACUCAUACGAGAGGACAUUAAGAAAGUUGUCUGCAAGACUAUGUUCUGCCUGGACAGUGUCAUUGAGAACCCAGAUGCAUCUAACUGCAAAUUUUUCUGUCA
This is a messenger RNA of Syzygium oleosum, 1325 nucleotides long. Its product is annotated as pyridoxine/pyridoxamine 5'-phosphate oxidase 2. The record is from RefSeq and is a predicted model, not a curated record. Lineage: Eukaryota; Viridiplantae; Streptophyta; Magnoliopsida; Myrtales; Myrtaceae. Gene Ontology annotation, biological process: pyridoxine biosynthetic process. The transcript is spliced from 7 exons. Gene Ontology annotation, molecular function: FMN binding; pyridoxamine phosphate oxidase activity. Bases 109 to 729 code for a protein of 206 amino acids.